Molecule: messenger RNA, 334 nt
Organism: Amphimedon queenslandica
Lineage: Eukaryota; Metazoa; Porifera; Demospongiae; Haplosclerida; Niphatidae
Product: serine/arginine repetitive matrix protein 4-like
Exons: 2
Source: RefSeq, a predicted model, not a curated record
ACGUAAAGACAGAGGGAGGGAUUAUUCCUACAGUCCUAGCCCAGAGAGGAGGAGGAGUAGUAAGAAAUCUAAAAAAGACAAGAAGCACAAGAGAAGGUCUCCCUCUGUCUCUCCUCCUCCACGUAAAAGAGGUGGUUCUGAUAAAGGUGAAGGAGAGGAGGAGGAGAUGGAGGAAGAGGAAGAGUUCUCUGAUGAAAGUGCUCCUUCUGAGGAGGAGAGACAAUCAAGUCCUUCAGCAUCAGAAUAGAACAAUUCAAUAUUUGGUAAUUGUUUAUCUCUUUCUAACCAAAACAGUCAAAAUGAUUAUUAAUCUACAUGCAAAACAUGUUUUUCA